Messenger RNA from Aspergillus alliaceus, 2428 nucleotides. RefSeq lists its product as uncharacterized. The coding region runs from base 629 to 2251 and encodes 540 amino acids. The transcript has 2 exons. NCBI's taxonomy places the organism in Eukaryota, Fungi, Ascomycota, Eurotiomycetes, Eurotiales, Aspergillaceae. The record is from RefSeq and is a predicted model, not a curated record.
ACGUGACCGCGCCGCGGACGCGUCGACUGGAUAGAGUUGGCCACUCGAAAGGUUAAACAAAUACUACUUUACUUUGACAGCCCGACGAUCAUUCCGCAGGCUGGUUCCAAUGCGCCUCCAGCUUCGACUCCAGUUCUUCGCUGCGUCUCCUCACUUCAAUCUAGCAAGUGUCGGAACUGAGUUACCUGUGGAGACUGAACGUGCUUGUCCUGGUUAGUCACUCACUACAAAGUCACCCCUUGCGUAUAUACGCGGGACUCAGAAUAUAUCACCCCUUGCAUCCAAGUGCACUACCCGAAAUAAUUGCAGUUGAAGCUAUUUUGCGCGGCGCAAUCGCUCGGUGGGCGGUGCGUCAGGAAUAGGGUUGAUAGCUCCGCAUUGGACGUUCCCGCGCCAACACCCUUGACCCGGGCGGAGAUUAGAUCGUUCGGCGCUUGGAAUUGAAGAUCAUCUAUCUCUAUGGUUGGAGAACACGAACCCCUUCUGGACAAGUACCUUUGUCCAAUUGAGAGAACCUCCCUCUGUUGGUAGAUUCACCUCUGUAUUUCGUCGGUCGUGGUGGGCUGAACCCCCAAGGUGUCCAGUCUACACGACCGCGUCCUGCGCGAUUCGCUACCCCUCGAUCAGAAUGAGCGGAUUGCCGCACUUACAUGGGCGCCAACACGUGCAACAUGCGCAGCCUUCUUCUCUGCAGUGUGAUCCUCAGCACCCUGCCCCGGAUGCUCAUGCCAAUGAGCACUUGGAUUCAGGCACGUCUUCGAGCAAUAUAAGGCAGAAUAGUAGUCUGAUUUCAGAGUCGCGCUUUUCAAAUGUGCCCGCCAGCGGUUCAAUCGAGCCUACUCCAGAAUAUCCGCUGCAAGCGGCUUCUCGUCGAGCUUCCAAUUCAACGUCGCCAAAAGACGUCGCUUUCCGUUCACAAGAAGGGCCCUCGAGCGCAGAAUAUCCAACUAGGCAAACUCGCUCUUCAGCGAAUGCAUCACAAAUGCGACCUAUGUAUACACAAUUAACUAUAGGUGAUGCGACAGAGCAGAAGCAGGCUGAAUUCAAACGUGUGGCUCCAAGUGUGCACAACAAUGGUUUCACAGAAGUUCCAGAACCUCCAAGCCCGUCUGCAAUGACGGCUGGCCACAAACGUACUGCAACUGGGUCCAUCAAACCAUCUGUGGAAGAUCAGCCCUAUAAAUCAGGUGUAAUUGGUGCUGAGAGACAUCGCUCGAAGAGCGUAAGCUCAGCUACGCAUGGAAAUAAAAUUGCGGCGUUGUCUGUGCACCUUCGCACGCGUCUGUCAUACGCUGCAGCUAAAGUCGAGGCAAGUCGACGAUCUCAACGCUCCUUAAACAAGUCGCCAUUAGAUUUGCUUCAAGGGGACCGUUUCUCUUCGAUCCCAACCAUCGACCCGUUCGAACAGGUAGGGGGUGGACGUCAAGGCUCGGCGGAGGCUGGUUCUCUAGACGGCACUAUAUCCGCACCAGAUACACUACCAAAUACUCACCUCUAUUCUUCUAAUAACCAUAUGCGACUAUCUCCGACGGCAAAGUCGGAGGACUCAGUAUCGUCAUUGAAGAGUAAUCCACGGAAACCACCCACCACACUUCCCUCACUACACACUAUUCAGAGACUCGCUCCACCUGCAGAUAUUAUUCCGAAAAACGAUAGCAGUGGGCGCAGGCGCCCGAACCCAAACGAUCCGACUAGUCAGCCACAGAACGUUUUCUACCCCCGCCAUCGACGGCAUCAUUCGCACCAGAGUAUUAGUACAAUAAAACGAAAUUCCAGCUCGGAGACGGUAUUAGUUCCUGAAACACCUCCACUCCGACCAUUACCUUACAACAGCCUACCCGUUCAGCAAAACCAUUCACAAAACUCAUCCAUGGAACAAGAUGCCAUCGAGACACUGCUCUUUAUGUCCAGCCCAGGGCAUUCGGCGUACUGUUCCAAUACCCAGCCCUCCCGAAGUCAACCAAAUCAUACGCGACGCAGCAUGACUUCUUCUGCGCAGACUAAAUCAAGUGCACCUGGAAGCCAAAAUGCUCAUGCAAUUGUUGACACAACUCAGCCUACCCCUGGUUAUCGAGGUUCGAGCACGGGCUUAGAAGCUCAUGCCGGCGAUGAAAUCGACCGUCUUUUGGAUCAGAUGGACAGCGACAGUGACGACGAGAAGAACUAUCCCUCCAGCCACUCGAACAGCAUCAGCACUUGCUCCACGCCAAGUGGCAGUUCUCACAGGCGUAAACAUCGGUUUCGGUCUUGACGAUCUAAAAACCUACCAUGUCUAUCUAUAUUCUUAUUUCUAGUUCUUCAAACGUCUCAGCGGUUCUUAACUUGCCCUGCCCCCGUCUUUUGCACGGUGGACUCUCUAGAGAUGCAUAGUAGAUAGUGAUUCAUUUGGGUAUUAUUUAACAUCCCAAUGGCGUACGCAUGGAUUGGG